CUCAAUCUCUUCACCCAGUCCAACCCGCGCAUUGCAGAGUCCCACAGUUUUAACAGCAUCCUGAAUCAACCCACUCGCUAUCAGGUAAGGUGACCUCUCCAUCAGUCUAAAAUAUCAUAUUCAUAUCAUAAAAUAAUCAUAUUAUUAACAUAAUAGCAUAUAGGCCUACAUUUUUGACAUUUUCCUUUCUUGUUACAGCAAAUCAUGAAAAGACUCAUCAAACGCUACGUGUUGAAAGCACAAGUGGACAAAGAAAACGACGAGGUCAAUGAAGGUAAUCUUACAUCUUAACUUUUACUUUGAAGUACCUCAUCUGAAAUUGUCUUUGAGAAUCUGUUGCAGUGUUGUUACACAAUACCACAAAUAAAAAAUUCUCUGGGGGAGGAAGAGGUCUGCAAACUGGGCGAAUUCCACAGGGUUCUCAUUGGCGUUUGAAGCUAAAAUAAACCGUGCUAACUGCAUUGUGCACUUAAAAAGAUAUUGAAUUAUGGAGAGUAGAUCAGUUUAACAUUGUCAUGCAGUGAAUAUUGCAUUUGAAAACACUUAAACUGAAUUCUUCAAUACAAACCACUUGAACAUAAAUUACAUUAUUUCUCCACACAUUACUUUGCAGGUGAGCUGAAAGAAAUCAAGCAGGACAUCUCCAGUCUACGGUACGAACUCCUGGAAGACAAGUCUCGGGCUACAGAGGAGCUGUCCUUUCUUAUCCAGAAACUGAGUGAGAAACUGAAGCUAGGCCCUACAACACGCUUCUACGAGUGA
This is a messenger RNA of Coregonus sp. 'balchen', 762 nucleotides long. Lineage: Eukaryota; Metazoa; Chordata; Actinopteri; Salmoniformes; Salmonidae. The record is from the annotation of a GenBank genome assembly.